Molecule: messenger RNA, 2788 nt
Organism: Macrobrachium nipponense
Lineage: Eukaryota; Metazoa; Arthropoda; Malacostraca; Decapoda; Palaemonidae
Product: protein qua-1-like
Exons: 6
Coding region: 148-1350 (400 amino acids)
Source: RefSeq, a predicted model, not a curated record
AUUUUAUAUCAGUUCGAGACGGAGGCAGGACGAGAGACGCGAACCUCCCUCCAUUCAAGCAGACAGAGCGGGAGGUAACGUCGUUGUUGUGGGUCUCUAGUAGAAUACGCAUCGCUCCCUUCCGUUGUUGUGCAAAAGAGCGGCAAGAUGAAGAUUGCAGUAGCUGCAACUGUUCUCUGCCUGACCGUCGUCGCUGUUGCCGCUGCAAAUCAACGCAAGGGCUGCGCCGAGCGAGGCGGGGAAUGCAAAUCUGUCGAGAGAGGCGACCAGACCACCUGUCCAGGUGGGGUCCGGAAGCUGGAUUGCUCCGGAAGUGACCGGUGUUGCCUUGCAAAAGGGGAUCGCAACCAAGCCGGGGGCGGAGAGCACGGUAACAAGGAGGAAAUAAACGACAAGAAGAGGAAACCAGACGGACAAAGGUCAGGGAAUGCCAGACCGCCAAGUAGAGGAGAAGGAAAAGGACCAAAAAAGGGAGACAGAAAUGGGGGUAGAAAGGCUGACGGACAGGGCAAUGGAAACGGAGGAGACAGGCCGAGAAAUGGAAGGAAACCCAACCAGAGUCCCGAAAAACCCAGAGAUGGGAAACCCAAAAAUGGAAGGCGACCCAACCAGAGUCCGGAAAGACCCAGAGAUGGGAAACCCAGAAAUGGAAGGAAACCCAACCAGAGUCCCGAAAGGCCCAAAAAUGGAAGGAAACCGAAUCAAAAUGAUCAGGGCGGUAGAGGUGACAGACCUAGAGGAGGAAAGAGACUUAACAAAAACGGAAAGAACCCCAAGCAAGAAGUCAGUGAGGAAGGCAGUAAUGAUAAAGGUGGGGAAGGAGGAGAGGAAGCUGGGGAAAGUUCUGAUAACAAACCACCCAAACGAGCUGGAAAUAAAGGUGGCUCAAACAGACAAGCAAGUUGUCGCGUGAAGAAGCAGUGUAAGCAGCUAAAGGGAAAAUGUCAGAGUGCGUCAUCAACCUGCAGAGGAACGAGUUACACUGGCAACAACUUCUGCCUUGGAUCAUGCUCCUGCUGCGUCAAGAAGAACCAACUGUGCAGACCCAAAAACAAAUGCAAGAAGAAGAACGGAACGUGCCAGUUUAAAUGGGAUAGCUGUGAUGGUCAGAAGCUGAAGAGGGCCUGCAAGGGGUCCUCCUCGGCCUGCGUUUGCUGUGCACCGAGGUCCUGCAAAGACAAGAACAACCAGUGCAGCGCAGCUGGGGGUUCGUGCGUGCUCAAAGGGGCCACUUGCGCAGGCCAGGUCGAUUCCAGCCUUUGUGGAAAGUUCUGUCAGUGCUGCCUGGGUAUGUACUCCUACGGGACGAUUUCAGGUCCUUUACGAAGUUGUCAGACAUUAGUAGAAUAGAUUCUCUGAGAAAAAAAGAAUUCAGAUCAAAGCUGUUAGGGAUAAAAUUGAAGACUCAUAUUGAUGAUGCUCGUUGAGUGAUAUUAUGAAAUAUAGACUAGGUCUGUUUUACGCGCAUCUUAACCGUAAUCCAAUUAGGCCUAAUGUCAGCGCGCCUCGUGCAGGCAGAACCGGGAUUUGUCGUUAUUUGGAGUUGACUGUUGUUGACUUGAGACACUCAGUCUACAUUUGAUCGUAUGUUUUUAAAAGCAUCAGCUUUUAAGAAACCUGGAUUACUUGCAGGAGUGAAGCGAUUUACUGCUUCUACAAAUUUUUUUGUUUAGUCUCACUUGUUUUGUGUGUUUUGAGUGUCCACCAGAAAUGGCUUGUCUCGAAAUGACGAUAUCGGCAGAAACGAGGUUACCAAAAGCUAUAUAAUGUCUGGCAUUAUUUUUUUUUAUUAUUAGGAUCAAGCCGCCAAACAUUGAAUCAGGUAGCGAAUUUUUUUUUCUUUUUUUUUUUUGCUGAUGGUAAUGCUGAAGGCUUUCACGAUCGGCCCCAGUUUUGCAACCGAUUUGGCUACACCAGACAAAAAAAAAAGGCGCUUUUGUGAAACCUCUCCGAUGAUAUUGCUUUUCGAUUUCCGCCGUUUGAAUCUUUAAGUGUGAAUAGCUUUGGUUUUGCCCGUGUUAUUUUUUUUAUGUUUUUGGUUUGUGUGUGAAUAGCGGUUUGCAUUGGAGCUGAGAUAACGCCUUUGCUUGUUACCCUAGGACGAGAAUGCUGUGGCAUAGCUCUCGAAUCAGUAUUGUUUCAAAGAUGAUCUUGUUAAGCCCUAUUUUUUAUUCUAAUUUGCAUUUUUUUUUGUUUUUUUUCUAUAUCAUAACCAUCCCUGCUGGUUUCGUUUUGUAAUUUUUUUCCUAUAAGUCUCCCCUCCCCAACCUGGUCUUAAUCGAAUAAUAUUUUACAAAAAAAGGAAAAAAUCUCCUCUCACUGAAACUUAAAUGAUCUAUUUGCACACCAAGUGACCUUCCGCACGUCAGUGAUUGUGACGUCGUCCUAUUUGUUUGGUGCGUUUCAUUUUAAUAGCUUCCGUUCAAAGUGAAAUGAUCGAUUAAUUAGUUUAGCGCACGUUUUAUUUAAUCGCCGGUCCUGAUAAGUAGUUGACAGGUCAGCUGCCUGGGCAAUUUAUUCAUUCAGAAAUUAGUAAGACUAAUUCUGAGGCGUUAAGAGACUAGUGUUGAUAGGAAACCAUUCUAUUGCGUAAAUCUCAUGGUAUAGUAUUUAUGAGAAUAUGUGAAUUUACAGUACCGCUUAUGAGAAGAGAAAAUGAGAAAUGAUAAGUAGGUUAAGUCUGAAUCCUGAGCAGAAAGCAAUGCAGUAGUUAUUUCCGUACAUUGAAAGAGUUACCGGAAAUAUUUAUUGCAGCAGAAUAAUGCUAGACUAAGAAAAAUCAAUAUAU